Messenger RNA from Vicia villosa (hairy vetch), 801 nucleotides. RefSeq names its product protein MAIN-LIKE 2-like. Lineage: Eukaryota; Viridiplantae; Streptophyta; Magnoliopsida; Fabales; Fabaceae. Gene Ontology annotation, biological process: meristem development; meristem maintenance. The record is from RefSeq and is a predicted model, not a curated record. The coding region runs from base 1 to 801 and encodes 266 amino acids. The transcript has 3 exons.
AUGCGUACACUAGGAGCAGACGGGAGACCUACUAGCCGACGCCGCCGAACCGUAGAUGAAGUUGGUCCCUCUGUACCAGAAAGAGGUCCUAAAAAGGAGCUCAAAGUCGCAAGACAUGGGACAAAGCUUCAGGAUAGAGUUCCUCAGAUGCUCCCACCAGAGAUGGAGGCUUUGGUGUCUAGGUUAGGUCUGACUUGUCUCCAGAGAACUAGCCUGACCAAGAUAGACGUUAAUCUUGUCUCAGCAUUUGUGGAGAUGUGGCAUAUAGAGACGUCGUCAUUUCACAUGCCAUUUGGUGAGGUGACAAUUACAAUAGAUGAUGUUGCCAGUCUGCUGCACUUGCCUAUUGGUGGUUUGUUCUGGUAUCCUCGGGAGCAUAUCACUGAGGAGAUGGUUGUUGAGCUUGGCAUCCAGUACUUGGGAGUGGAGAGGGGUGAGAUGGCUCGACAUGUGCGUGACUGCAGGGGAGCUUAUUAUUCAUUGCAGUGGUUAUACGAUAGAUUUGUGGAGCAUCGUGAUGCUAGUAGUUGGGCUUUUGCGACCAGGGCAUAUCUUAUGAUGUUGGUCGGUUGUACGAUUUUUGGGGAUAUGACCUUUACUCUUGUCGAGGCCCGAUAUUUGCUGUUGUUUAGAGUCUUAGAGAGACUUAGUGCUUAUAGUUGGGCAUCUGCUGCACUGGUCACUCUCUAUCGACAUCUUGAAGAUGCAUCUAUGUUUAGUUGCAAGCAGUUAGGUGGAUAUCCUACUCUUCUACAAUGUUGGAUUCAUGAGUACUUUCCCACACUUGGAAGGAAAGGAUGA